UCAAAGGUGAGGAAACCUAAUGUCGUCAUGUGCGAUAACAGUCAGCUUAGCGUGUUGAUAUGUGUGUUCUAAAAACACAGCCCUUGACUGUGUUCUCACAAGUUCUCUGUGGACCAGAACAUAACGGUACUUAGAGAAAAGGUCUCUGUGUUUAUGAGCAGAUUUCUACUGGAGUCAAAGAGAUCGGAUUGCUAGGAUCAACGUGAUGGUAUUUACUUAGCAGGCCAGAGGUCACGCUAACCUUUAGUCAUGUUUGUCAUCGUCAAGUUUGGAAACAACGAAAGUCUUCUGGUCAACCCAAGCUGCGCGGUCAUUAACUUACUGACCAGCAUCAAGAGGAGAGCUGGGUUUGGCAACACAAACAAAACAAUCGAUCUGUCGGACGAAAACGGUCUGGUGAAAGAUCUCGAUGUUCAUAAAUUUGAGAGCGCCACCAAAUAUUUAACAUCUCACGAGACCUACAUCUUAGUACAGAAGGAGCUCUUAACAGCUGAUGGAGAGUUCAAUUCAAAUCAAUACACGUAUGUGCCUCUAUUAGAAAGAUACUCAGAACUGUUUCCAAAUUACAAGAUACAUGUCCAAGAAGUUGAAGGCCUGCGGAAGAAAUCUCGAGUAAAGACCGGAACUAAGUCUCCAAGUCCUGCUGGGAAACUUAUUGGUCGUGGCAAGAAAGAUGGCGCCAUUAAGAAGGCGACCAGAAGAAAAUGAAUAACACAUAGUCCAUGUUAUUCACUUUGUUGUACUUUACCAACCUUGACAUAUCUAGUAAUAACUAGUUUGUACUGUUGAUCAUGUAUCAAAUAAAACUUGUGUAACUUUAUAAACAACACAACUUCUUGAAGAUUUGAACAUAAUACAAUGCCAGAUGUUACAUAAACUUUUUUUUAGUUCAAAUGGAAAGAAUUUUAAAACAGAAUUAUUUCGAAUAGUUAUUUUUCUAAUUUCAUUAAUUAGAUAAGGAAUGGAAUAGCCAUACUGGCUCCAAUAUAGGCCACAAAUGUAGCCUAGGUUAAUUUUAUACUCGCUUAUCUUACCAUUAGCACUAGAAGUAUUACCUUAUACUUCUUUCUCAGAUAUAAACGUGAAAUGUCCAGCUUAUCUCUACUAUAUCCAAUCCUAAAAUGUUUGUUACCGACAGGCCCUACUCGUUUUCAUUUCUAGCAUUUACACGAAAGUAAGGGAGAUAAAUGAUUCAUUGAUUUCUUUUUUAAUUCAACAUCGCGCUCUCAAUGAUUCUCUCCCUUAUUUCCUUCACAUUGCUCUUUGUAUGAUACUAACUACUUUGUAUUUAUAUAUAUACAGAAUAACGUUGUAUUUAUUACAUAAUGUUAACAACAAAAGAUCUUGAUAGAUCUAUUGAUAAUUGAGACAGUUGUAUUUCCAUGCAACAUAUUCGCCAAAAAUUGCUUGUGUAAAUAGAGAACUAACUGAGUAGACUA
Messenger RNA from Biomphalaria glabrata, 1439 nucleotides. RefSeq lists its product as uncharacterized. The record is from RefSeq and is a predicted model, not a curated record. The transcript is spliced from 5 exons. NCBI's taxonomy places the organism in Eukaryota, Metazoa, Mollusca, Gastropoda, Planorbidae. The coding region runs from base 250 to 708 and encodes 152 amino acids.